AUGAAAAUUCUUAUUUGCUUAGUCCUUAUUGGAGCUGUCGGAGUAUCAUCUAAACCUAAACCUAGCGGUGGUUGGUCAUCCGGAGGAAGCGGUGGGGGAUGGUCAUCUGCAGGAGGAGGUGGUGGAGAUGUCCAGAUCUUAAAAGUGAUCACCGAAGAAGGUGGUGGCGGUGGAGGGGGCUGGUCUUCAAGCGGAAGUGAUUGGUCAUCGAGUGGUGGAGGUGGUGGAGGUGGUGGUUGGUCUUCGAGUGGAGGAGGGGGCGAUAGUAAUAUUAAGAUAGUAAAAAUUAUAAGUUUAGGAAAUGGAGGAGGAGGUGGAGGUGGAGGUGGUUGGUCAGCAAGUGGUGGAGGAGGUGGUGGUGGUUGGUCAUCAAGUGGUGGAGGAGGUUGGUCAUCAAGUGGUGGAGGAAGUGGUGGUCAAUCUACAAAAAUUAUAAAAAUCAUAAAACUUAGUGGAAGCAGCAGUGGAGGAGGAAGUGGAGGAUGGUCAUCAUCAGGUGGUUGGGACUAACAGGGUACUCAAAAUAUUUGCACUUUUGCACAAGUGAAUAUUUGUAAAUAUAAAUAAAAACUUACUAAAAACAGUCUUUAAAUAAAUUUGCAUC
This is a messenger RNA of Rhagoletis pomonella (apple maggot), 604 nucleotides long. RefSeq names its product loricrin. The transcript is spliced from 2 exons. Bases 1 to 510 code for a protein of 169 amino acids. The record is from RefSeq and is a predicted model, not a curated record. NCBI's taxonomy places the organism in Eukaryota, Metazoa, Arthropoda, Insecta, Diptera, Tephritidae.